Molecule: messenger RNA, 1461 nt
Organism: Papilio polytes (common Mormon)
Lineage: Eukaryota; Metazoa; Arthropoda; Insecta; Lepidoptera; Papilionidae
Product: RNA-binding protein 40-like
Exons: 1
Coding region: 163-1458 (431 amino acids)
Biological process (GO): mRNA splicing, via spliceosome
Cellular component (GO): U12-type spliceosomal complex
Molecular function (GO): pre-mRNA intronic binding; U12 snRNA binding
Source: RefSeq, a predicted model, not a curated record
GUCAAAAUUGUUAAACCAAAUGUCAAGUUUGUUUUGAUUUGCGAUGUUGAAAAAAUAUUUUACUAUUACUAUGAUUUAAUAAAUUAUAUGAAUUUGUAAGUGUUAUUGAACAAAAACUGUUUGUGUUCAGAGUUGUUACUGGAAGCUGAUUUAAUUGGAACUAUGUCCAAAGUGCUAAUCAUUCGACAUUUACCUGAAACACUAUCUUUUAAAGACAAGGAGCAGCUUUUGAUGCAUUUCGGUGCUCUGCAAGUUUGGGAGACACCUAAAAAGCGUAAUUAUGUAUUUGCGUCUUUUGCUAGUAUCGAAAAAGCGAAAGAAUCUUUAUUUAGAUUACAUCAGCUUGAAAUCGCGCAAAGGCGAUUAAUAGUAGAAUUUUCCUUUGAUAAAGAGCCGGUUAAUCAAAACAAAUAUAAUGAAGACAAAACUUCAGUUACCACUAAACAUAUCAAAGAGUUUCUAAAACUCCUCAAUGCGUGGAAUCCAUCUGUGAAUUUCUAUCAACCUCCUCCAGCACAUGUUAAAUAUAAAUAUCCUAAUGUAGAUCCUAAAAUCGUUGUAAAUAUUGUACAUAAUUUAUUUACACAUAAGCCAUUUUACAUUCAAUCCUUACAUCUUAUGAAUAAAAUGUCACUUGAUUCACCAUUUAAUGAAAAUGAAAAAGCUGUAUUGUUUUUCAAAGAUACUUUUAAGCAAUUCUUUCCUGAUCCCCCUACUAUCCCUUUACCUGCGGUGCCCAGUGAACCUGAGUCGGAAAUAUCAAGUGAUGAGACUGAACAACACAAAGAAGUUGUGUCUAGUUUACCAAGACGUAGAAUACACACUUUGCCUGUCACCAGAAAAAGACCAGCUGCCGUUUUAUCUACUGCAACUAUGCCAAAAACAAAGAAAUCGUCACUAAAUCAAGAAGAAGUAUUUGAAACUGUAGCCCCUACUCCUGAGAUCAAGAAGAUCUCAGUCAUAGUUCCCCAAGAUGCAUUGACAAAGCCGACAGAGGAACCAGAAGUGAUCGGUGAACUUGGCAAAUUUGAGAAAGAACUUCAGGAAACACAAAUUGAACAAACACAGAUAGAACCCGAACAGCCAACAAUAAGUCGAAGUGAAUUAGUAAGAAACAGAAUUUCAUAUAGAGAUAUGAAAGUUUUACCUGUUUUCAAAAAUUACCACCCUGGUCAACCAUCAAUGAGGUUGUACAUAAAAAAUUUAGCUAAAACAGCUACUGAGCAAGAUGUGACAAGAAUUUAUAGACGAUAUAUAGAAAAACUUCCUGAAGAUAAGCAAAUUGGUUUUGAUGUCCGUGUGAUGCAGGAGGGUAGAAUGAAAGGCCAAGCAUUUGUCACUUUUCCUUCCGUUAAAAUAGCUGAAGAUGCAUUAAAUGAGACAAAUGGUUUCAUGCUUAAAGAGAAGCCUAUGGUGGUGCAAUUUGCUAGAGCUGCUAAUAAAAAAUCUAUUGAAUAAUCA